Molecule: messenger RNA, 651 nt
Organism: Aphanomyces astaci
Lineage: Eukaryota; Oomycota; Saprolegniomycetes; Saprolegniales; Verrucalvaceae
Exons: 2
Coding region: 1-651 (216 amino acids)
Source: RefSeq, a predicted model, not a curated record
AUGCCUGGUGACCGUCGCUACCAUCCGUGGUUUCACGACAACCUGGGAUGCGACCAAAUUACGUUCCUGGAGCUGGUCGCCUGGUUUCGCACCGCCAUGGUCGACUUCUACCACCGUGCAUCCAACCACUCAUUCGAGAAGAAACUGGUCGUGCUUCUCUACUUUUUGAGGUCCCAAGGAGGUUACCGAGAGACUUCGGCUGCUUUUGGGAUGUCAAAGUCAUGGUGUGUCGACACCAUUGCUGCCUUUGUCAGAUCGACGGAACCCUAUUUGAUAUUCAACGUCCUCGAGAUUACGACGGCUUUUACAACCGGCGAUCCGUCCCUGAACGUGCAAGCCGUCGUCGAUGCAAGCCUUCGGUUCAUGUACGUUGACAUUCGCCCAGGCUCGUACUCCGACAAAAAGACUUGGAAAGCGUCAACGUUCGGUCAGUCCAUUCAGCGGCGCAUGCCAAUUGGCUGUUUCAUUAUUGGUGACGCAGGGUACACUUUGCUGCCUUGGUUAAUGACACCAUUUUUGCCCCACAAGAAAGGUGGUAUCUUGUCGAAGCUGCAAAAGAACUUCAACUACAAACACUCCAGCUCGCGAAUGGUGGUGGAAUGCGCUUUUGGACGAUUGAAGGAGCGAUUCCGAGUCUUAAGACAACCAUGA